Messenger RNA from Magnolia sinica, 886 nucleotides. RefSeq lists its product as uncharacterized. The record is from RefSeq and is a predicted model, not a curated record. Lineage: Eukaryota; Viridiplantae; Streptophyta; Magnoliopsida; Magnoliales; Magnoliaceae. The transcript is spliced from 2 exons. Bases 291 to 749 code for a protein of 152 amino acids.
AUGUCUACCUGCAUCCAUUGAAUAAUGAGUUACCAUCCACCCAUCACACCUUUGAGUAUUCUCAUCCAGUCCGUCCAUUAAAUGUAUUUAUAAAAUCAAAUCAGUGCAAUUUUUCUUGGCGAUGCCAUCUAGUAUGGGCCAAAAAUUCACUGCUUAUUUUAAGUAAUCUGUGUUCCACGUGUGCAAUUUAUUAAUGCCCGAGUAUCAAGCAUCGUCGGCCAGAGUAUCAAAGUUUUCAUGAAACAUAAGAAAUCCAUUAUCUCCGAAAAUCCGAAGGGCGGGAGAAAGAAAUGCGUGAGAUCAGCAGCAGCAGCUGCAGAUGCGACGGCUCGAGUACCAUUGCAACCGUCGAUGAAAUCCAGAGACGCCUCCACCGUCCGAUUCCUCCUCCUCCCUCGUCUCGGCCAUCUUUCUCAACCGAUAUCAAACUGCACGAUUCGAUCGAGAAAGAGAGAGAUUCGGAGAAGAAGAAGCUGGAAGAUUACUUAGAUCCGAUCCUGCUUUCUGCAAUUUCUUCGAAAAUGAAGGGGAAUAGACGGAACGGAGAGAAGAAGCGGAAGAGGGAUGCGGAAUUCGAGUGGCCGACGGAGGAUCUGAGGGUAUUUUUUGAAGACGCGAGAAGUGAGUGGAUUGACGGAGCCGUUAGCCUUGACGACGAUCUGGAGACGACUGUUAAAGAAGACGGAGGAAGCGGUUCUCCGUUUCGACGGUUCGAGGAAACGGUGUUGACGCUUUUCAACAAAGGGUGAAGGAUGAAGAGCAGGUGCGCAGGCUAAGACUACUCUUCUUCUUUUUCAUAUUUUUCCAGCUCGAAUUCGAAUAAGCAGUGUGACCUAUGAUAACAUGCGCCGGGCGUUAUGAAUCGCUGGAAUUCUGUUCGGCCGUA